Messenger RNA from Syngnathus typhle (broad-nosed pipefish), 3466 nucleotides. Its product is annotated as zinc finger protein 319. Gene Ontology annotation, molecular function: DNA-binding transcription factor activity, RNA polymerase II-specific; RNA polymerase II cis-regulatory region sequence-specific DNA binding. Gene Ontology annotation, biological process: regulation of transcription by RNA polymerase II. The transcript is spliced from 3 exons. Bases 394 to 2166 code for a protein of 590 amino acids. The record is from RefSeq and is a predicted model, not a curated record. Lineage: Eukaryota; Metazoa; Chordata; Actinopteri; Syngnathiformes; Syngnathidae.
GCUGCUGUAAAAGCGACAUUUGUGAUUUCUUUCCACUUCCUCGUCGUCUUUGUGCUCGUUUUUUGGAGCUGCUUGAUGGGGCAGCCACGGUUGUAGCUGAGCUCACUGCGUGGUUUCCGGUGUUCGUUUGUCUGCAGAAGGAUGGCGUCGAGUUCCUACCGCAUCCCUUCUACCGCCGGUCCUCCGACACCUACUUACACCGAACCUUCCCGGCUCCGUUCAGAAGACAGCAGUGAGAAACCUCAAUAAGCGACCCGGGUCUUCAUGUUUAUUUCUAAGAACGUGUGUAACCAACAGAGAGCCCACCUUCCUGAUACUGUGUCAUAAACACCAAUCUGCUCUGUGUGUCAUUUCAAAACUCACCUCCUAAGUUCUGAAUAUUCAAGUGCAAGAAUGACGGAGGCGUGGCAGCAACAGCAGCAGCAGCAGCACACAGUAGCUCCACCUUCUGUAGUGCACACCCUUCCCCAGACAACGGACGCGCUGGCCUGCACCGUGUACGGCGUUGUCCUACAACCGGAUUCUUCUCUGCAACAGCAGCAACAGCUGGGCCAGCAGCAGCAUGUUGUGCAAGCACAGCAGCCCUCCAUGCAGCUAGGUGGCGAAAGAGUGCAUAAGUGUGGCGCCUGCGGACACGACAUCUCUCACCUGGCCAACCCCCACGAGCAUCAAUGCAUGGUGACCCAAGACAGGUCUUUCCAGUGCACACAGUGCAUGAAGAUCUUCAGCCAAGCCACGGACCUGCUGGAGCAUCAGUGCGUGCAGGUGGAACAGAAGCCUUUUGUUUGCGGCGUGUGUAAGAUGGGCUUUUCCUUGCUCACUUCUUUGGCCCAGCAUCACAACUCCCACGGCAAUGGAAACAACCCAAUGAAGUGCUCCAUUUGCGAGAAAACGUACCGUCCCGGAUCCGGAAACGUCACUCCCACCUCGUCGGCGGCCAAUCCGCAGCAGCCCUCCACCGGAGAGACAUCUGGUGGCGGUGCGGCAAUCAAUGCCUCAUCCCCACCAGCUUUUGAGGCCUCUGCCCCCGAUAGGCCGUACAAGUGCUCAGUGUGCCAUAAGUCCUUCCGGCAUUUGUCCGAGCUCACCCGCCACGAGAGGGUCCACACAGGUGAGAAGCCGUACAAAUGCGAUACAUGCGAUAAAAGCUUCAGCCAGUCUUCGCAUUUGGCUCACCACCAGCGCACACACAGCUCCGAGCGGCCAUACAAGUGCGCUGUGUGCGAGAAGAGCUUUAAGCACCGCUCUCACCUUGUGCGCCACAUGUACGCCCAUUCGGGCGAGCACCUUUUCAAGUGCAACCUGUGCGAGAUGCACUUUAAGGAGUCGUCGGAGCUCCUGCACCAUCAAUGCCAGCCGGAAGGAGAAAGGCCUUUCCGAUGCGGCUCGUGUGGAAAGAGCUUCAAGCGGCCGUCGGACCUGCGGCAGCACGAGCGCACUCAUUCCGAGGAGCGGCCCUUUCAGUGCGAGGAAUGCCAGAUGAGCUUCAAGCAACAGUACGCUCUCGUACGCCACCGGCGCACCCACAAGAAUCCGGCCGACCGCCCUUUCAAGUGUAACCUUUGUGAUAAAGGCUUCCUGCAGCCCUCCCACCUGCUUUACCAUCAGCAGGUGCAUGGCAUGGAAAGCUUGUUUAAGUGCGCAACUUGCCAGAAGUCCUUUAGCCAAUCCGGAGAGCUGUUGAGGCACAAAUGUGGAGGGGAAGUUGAGAAGCCCUACAAGUGUGACGUGUGCGGCAAAGGUUACAAAAAGAACUCCACGCUGCAACGCCACCAAAACACUCACUGCGCAGAGAAGCCGCUGAAAUGCUCUCUGUGUGAUAAGCGCUUUGUGUCAUCCUCAGAGUUUGUCCAGCACCGCUGCGACCCGACCCGCGAGAAACCGCUGAAAUGUCCCGACUGUGAGAAACGCUUCAGGUACUCGUCCGAGUUGCAGCGCCACCGUCGCGUCCACACAGGAGAGAAACCUUUCAAGUGCGCCAGCUGUGACAAGAGCUUCAAGCAACGCGAGCACUUGGCCAAGCAUCAGAGCGUGCACUCGCGGGAGACGCAGUUUAAAUGCGUGUGGUGCGGCGAGCGCUUUGUCGACCUCGCCGCUCUGCAGGAACACACGGUCCAACACACCGCCGAAGGCGAGAGCUUCCCCGAAGCGCCCUGUAUACCGUGAUUCAGCAGCCCCCGGACGGCAAAUAGAGCAACAAUAGAGCAACAUGUCGUCGCCGCCUCCGCGUUCAAACUUGGUUGUUUCAAACACGCGCCCGUUAACGAAGAUUCCUCAUGUCUUGUACAGCGUCCAUCGUGUGAAGACUCCAUUACCCCUCCGUGACUAAAAGGUGAAACUCUGGGCCAGAGAAUGAUUCUUCAGCAACUGUUGUUGUAAAGAGCAAAAACAGGGGUUUGAUGUAAAAGGUGGAACGAUCGUGCUGAUCAGCCCUAAUGUUGCAUGUGAUGUGAUUGCAUUUGUUUUUUUACUGUUUACUCUUGCAAGCUGGACAGCAAGACUGCUGUCAAAUGUGCCCUCAUGUAUUUUACGCCCCAUGUCCUUGUGCCUUUUUUUCUUAACAGAUCUCGUUUUAUUGAGUUGAUGUUCAGUAAUAGCCGAGCGACUCCCUCCCAUCCACGCACAGUGUCCGCCCUGUGCAGCAGUCUGUUCACAUACUCGACCUUAGAUAGUAUCUUCUGUGCAUGAAUAUUUAUCACUCUUAAUCUCACUAUUGUAUUAUAGGUUUUUUAUUUAGAUAAAAAAAAAAACAAGAAAAAAGGUGAAUUUGUGAAGUGUAUAGCCCAAGUCCUAUUAAACGUGAUGUCGCAUCAAUGUAUUCAAACAAAUGACAUUUGGUAACUAAUAAAUACCUAUUAUGUCAUGAGAACACUUGACAUGUGCAAUAGAAAUGCACAAUGUAAUAUUUAUAACUACUGAUUCAUCGCAUAGUCUACCCUAUUAUUAUAGAUUGUGUGUAUGCGCUCACGUAAACAUUGAAAAAAAUGUGUAGUGCUUCUGUUACGUUUUAUUUUUACUAUUGAUAAGCUUGCUGAUAUUUUGCAAGGACUGAAGUUUCCAUUUGAAUUAUUAUGUUUAUUCUGAUGAACUAUCAUUAUAUUGUUCACGUGUAAGUAAUUCGCAAAUUACUCUGUGGUAGAUGAAAAUAAUCCUCCCAGGAUCCCUCAGCUAUACUUGAGUAUACUUGACUCCACACAGCCUCAAGCUGCAACGUGUUUUGUUCUGAGGAUAAAGUGGAAAAAAUGUAUGAAAGUUCACAAUUUGAUACUUCUAUAUUGUCAUUUUUCGCAGUAUAUUUGAAGAAGCAUUUGAGAAAUUGAGCUGACAUGGACGAAGGGACUGGCAGAGGGUGAUCAUGUCAUAAUUUGGUAAAUAAUUUUAAAAAGGUAUCAUUUAGACUCCUGUUCAUAGUGUACACAGAGAGAAAAAAAUAAACCACAUUGUGGAAUAUCAAAGUGUAUACAGA